CCUGUAUGUGGAUCUGUGUAGUCACGUAGGGGUGUUAGCUUGGCGACACUUGGCCCUGACAGCUCAGUUCCUCCCUUCAUCUUUGACAGUUACAGAGAGGGAAAAGAAAGCUUGUUUUUGCCGACCUUCAACUGACGUUCGAGGCGUACACUCCUGACCUCUAGGAUGACCCCACUAGCGCUAGCAUGGGCAGCGAUGUGUUUGUGGACCACAGUGUCCAGCCAGCCUCCUGAAAUGACCCUCCAAGUUCUCUACCCCAAGAUCUUUGACAAUGAAACCCUAACCUGCGAUUGCUCCAACGGUUGCAUUGAUGUGUUCUGGUUCCGCAGUGUACACAGCAAAAACGGCUCUGUCUUCCAAUUUCUUGUCCACGCCAACAAGGUAGAGCGAUUGAAGUACAGGUCUGACAUGGCCCCAAAGGAUCAAGAGCGUUACAGGAUCAGUGUGCGAGAUUCUGGGGCCACGGUGGCUUUCUUGCUACGCAUACAUUUUGUGACGGAGAUGGAUGCAGGAUUUUACUUCUGUUUAUUCCGAAAACAGAACACGCCUCAGGAACCAUUGAGAUCUGGGGUUCUGCUGAGGCCUGGAGUAUCUCCUCCAACUCCUCCCCCUGUGACGAAGCCACAGAGGAAAAUCAUUCCAAUUUGCCGCUGUACCAUCAGCAGAAGUAAUCACCCUAAAGGCUGUGGCACCAUGGUCCUCUGGCCCCUGGUCGGAAUACUUCUGGGCCUGGCGGUCGCCCUGAUCUCCACUCUCUACUACUUCAGUCGACUACCAAGAAAGUGCAGGCAUCAGUUUGCCAAGAAGAGGUAGUUGAAUUGAAAAGGAGGGGCUACUCUACAGAUGGGCACAGGUGUGUGUCUGUAUGGACACUUAUAAUGUUGAACUUCAACACAAGAAAGGUCAAUCCCAGGAAACCCACUUUGACUGAAACAUUGAAGAACGCAAUCCACAAUUAUUGCCAACUUAUUUGUCCAGGUUAUGUUUAAAAAAAUAGGUUAUAUUUUUAUACGAUAAAUAUUGUUAGAGAACAGGAUUUUUCCAUUGAAAAAUGUAUUUAACGUUUAUUGACGUCAACUCAUCCAAACACCUGAUUGGGUUCACGUUUGUAGAGGACCCGCCUCAGGACUUCAAUUUGUUCUUCAAUAUGAGGAGAAUUUGACGCAAACUACCAGCUUUUCAUCACUUUCAACAUCUCAACUGCUGAUCCGGCCCAACUCCAAGUUCUUCUUGAUAUGUUUAAUAUUUAGAAUCAAUGCUUAUAAUUUCUAAAGAAAUGCAUGUAUCUCAACAGAACUUGUUUUUGUAUAGCACUGCUGUGUGUAAAAUGUCAUAAUUGAUAAAUAUAUCUAAUUGUAUAUAAUUAUGAACCCUCUCUGCAUGUAUUCUAGCUUAAUGUGGUCCUUGCCAUAAUUUCAUGUAAAUGUACUGUUAUAAUGUUAUCUCUAAUGAACUAAUUUCUCUCAAAACCUCCCACCUUUGAAUUAACUUCAUAAUACUGGUCUUCACCAGGCUCUGGAACUGAAUACAUGUAACAUGCAUGUUAAUUAACAUUAACAUUCAGCUGAAAUAAGAGAUAAUUAGACAUAGAGUUAAAGGAAAAGGUCAACAAAAAGCACAAGGAUCAACGAACAUCUGGGAAAGUGUACAUUAACUACCAUGUAACAACAGAGCAAAGCUAAAAAAAAACUUUGCAAGUAUG
Messenger RNA from Osmerus eperlanus (European smelt), 1702 nucleotides. RefSeq names its product cd8 beta (gene cd8b). The transcript is spliced from 6 exons. NCBI's taxonomy places the organism in Eukaryota, Metazoa, Chordata, Actinopteri, Osmeriformes, Osmeridae. Gene Ontology annotation, biological process: regulation of immune response. The coding region runs from base 166 to 813 and encodes 215 amino acids. Gene Ontology annotation, cellular component: cell surface. The record is from RefSeq and is a predicted model, not a curated record. Gene Ontology annotation, molecular function: MHC class I protein binding; coreceptor activity.